Messenger RNA from Trypanosoma rangeli, 935 nucleotides. RefSeq lists its product as uncharacterized. The transcript has a single exon. The record is from RefSeq and is a predicted model, not a curated record. The annotation marks the transcript as partial. NCBI's taxonomy places the organism in Eukaryota, Euglenozoa, Kinetoplastea, Trypanosomatida, Trypanosomatidae.
CAAAGGAGCUUGUGGCCCCUAUUGUGCUACCGGAGGGUAAAACGGUUCUGGACGUGUUCAGGGUUUGCUUUGACGACAACGCCUCUCUCCUGGAGGAGUAUCAUACGGCGCGAAAGGACACUAACCAAAAGUGGGAACCAUGGCGGCUUGCGAAGACGGGCAGCCCUCGCUUUUCUGGUCAAAGAUUGUUUACGUGUACGACGAUAAUUAGGGCGUUGGUUUCCAAGGCGUGUCCAUUUACAGAAUACCAGCGUUACGCAUUUAUGAACAUUGGGGGCAAGGAGCCAACCUUGGUUGUGCAGCUUUCAGGGCAGGCCGAGGGUGUUAUGUUUGCUGACGCGUUCCGUGCGGAGACGUUGCUGAUUUUUACUCAGUUAGGUGCAAGCGUUACAAUGCGUGCUUUGGGUCACGUCCAGUUCCUUCGGGAUGUGUGGAUUAAGGGUAAAAUUCUGCGUACUUCGCUCAAUACGGAAAUGCCAGAAUGCUAUCGGAAAUUGGGGUAUAUGCUGAUAGAACGACUUCAGGGAGAUACUCUUGAUUCUUUAGGAGUAACGGAACGUUUUGAAGCGAGUCCACCGCUGCAGGCCUCCACUGUAGAGCCACGUAAGGAUUCCUCUCACGUAUCUAUUGUGGUAUGGAAGCCUGCAAUAUACGUUGAGUUUGUAUUGGAGGUAUUGAGUGUACUUCUAUGCAUAAAUUCAUUUCUUCACACGUACUUUUUUACCGCUUCUACACCUGCAAUUGGUAUUAAGCGUCCUGCGGCUGCCGUAAGUAAGGUAUGUCUUGUUUUAAGUGAUGUUGAGCAAUCAUUGAAUACUGAGGUAUUGUCUUCUCUUUUUAUUGAUCUACUUCGUCCUUUUUUUCUUGCAUCUCUAGUUUGUUUACUAUGUGUUAUACACGGUUUUAUAUGUAGGACCCUUGCUCAUAUGAGGUAA